Piliocolobus tephrosceles (Ugandan red Colobus) is the source of this 6207-nucleotide messenger RNA. RefSeq names its product phosphoglycerate mutase 2 (gene PGAM2). The record is from RefSeq and is a predicted model, not a curated record. The transcript is spliced from 3 exons. Lineage: Eukaryota; Metazoa; Chordata; Mammalia; Primates; Cercopithecidae. Gene Ontology annotation, biological process: glycolytic process. The coding region runs from base 3981 to 4742 and encodes 253 amino acids. Gene Ontology annotation, molecular function: intramolecular phosphotransferase activity.
UGGUCUCGAACUCCUGACUUCAGGUGAUCCACCUGCCUUGGCCUCCUGAAGUGCUGGGAUUACAGGUGUGAGCCACCCUGCCCAGCCAAAUACACAUACUUUUACAGUCAAUUUAGAAUUAAUGUUUUGCCAUUUCAAGUAGCAUGUAGAAAUGUUACUACCAUCUAGGUCCCUCCACCCUUCUCCCGUCAUGUUUUAGUUGCCUUACAUCUAUAUACAUUGAAGCCUCCAGACAGUGUCAUGACUUUUAAUUCAGCCAUCACAUAACACUUAAAGAAGUGAAGAAUAGUUUCAUAUUUAUGUGGAUUUUUGCCAUUUAUGAUGUUCUUCUUGCAUUCCCAAAGUUCUGAAUUUCCCCCAGUAUCGUUUCUCUUCUGUCUGAAGAACUUGGUUUAACAUUUUUUUAAAGCAGAUUCUUUGGUUAUGAAUUUCCUCAGCUUGCCUUCAUUUGAGAAUGUAUUUUACUUCAUUCUUCAUUCCAGUAAAAUAGUAUUUUUACUGGAUAUAGAAUUCUUGGGUGACAAUUAUUUCAAAACUAAAAAUAUUCUACUUUCUGGCCUCUAUUGUUUCUGGUGAAGAUCUAUAGUCUUUCAAAGAAUUGUUCACCUGUAUGAAAUGUAUCAUUUUUCUCUGGCUGAUCUUAUUUUUCUUGGUCUUUAGUUUUCAGAAGCUUCUUUAUUAUGUAUCUAAGCUUGGACUUUUGUUGUUAAUUUAUCCAGUUGUGUGGUUCACUGAGCUUCUUGGUUUGUAAGUUUAUAUCUUUUUCCAAACUAUCAUCAAAUUUACGGGCUCCAUCCUUUGUGAUUUCCAUUCUGUUUAGGAAUACUCAGCAAUACUUUCUGAAGGCUGGUUAUAAAUAGCUGCUCUAAAGUCUGCUUCUGAUCAUUCCAAUAGUUGAAUCAUCUCAGGAUGGGCAUGUAUUGAUUGUCUUCUUUUCUCCCAUGUUGAGAUUUUCCUGGUUUUCAUGCUCUGGGUUAUUUUGGGUUAUAUCCUGGAUAUUUUUAAUAUUGAGACUCUGCACCUUGUUUAAAUCCUAAGCAGAAUGUUGACUGUUUAAAGUGUUUGCACAACUAGUCAUAUUAGUCCUGUGUCUACACCGGUCAGUCUGGGACCUGCGAUGUGCAUCUAGGGUCAGCCCUGUGUGCAGCCUGGCAGCAAGCCGAUGAGUUCACAUAUCACUUUACUGGAUCGCUCACUUCAUCUCUCCCUUCUCUGUACUCUCCCUGAAACACAACAGCUCCCUGCGACAUCCCUUCCAAGACCUCCAGCCAGAAAUCUGGGGCUCUUUCCCUACCCUUCUGCAUACUCCCUGAAACUGCAUCCAGGGCCCAGCGCAGGGGGACAGAAAGGAGCCGCAGAAGGUGGUUGCCCCAUGCUCUUGGGGCCAUGGCUCCUCUAGUCAGAGGGCAGCAUUACCUUCUCAGGUUUCAGGUGCCUACCCAGCUCACACUACCGUCACUGUGCCACCACUGCCACCUCCAUGUUACUGCCCAGGAGCUGGGGUAGAGAAGAAAGGAAAAAUUGGAGGGAUUUCCCCAACUCGCUGACCUCAUGGGGCUUCACAUCCCACUCCUCUGAUUCUUCCCGGAGCUCUUUCUGUUGGUGCACUUCAGGUUUCAAGCCGCCUGUGUGUCCAGGCUAGGCAAUACUGGUUACCUCACCACUUAUCUGUGGAACUUUGGUCUCCUUUUCUCAUCUCCCUCAGAGCUGCUCCUGCAUCUGUCCAGGAUUGGUGGCUGUCAGUGGGAGAGACAUGGGAAGAUGCUCCCUCCACCUUCCUGGGACCACCUUGUUGACUCAGCAGCCUUCCUCGCCGCCCACCAUGCCAUGCCUUCCUGGAUGGAGGCCCCGAGGGCAGCUUUUGGUUUUUCUACCCCUGUACCCCUCCAAGAAAGCUCUGGCACACUGCAGAGGCCAGCAACUACUUGUUGAAUGAAUCAAAGGAGAGUCAAGCCAGGGGCAAGGGUCAGAAGCAGGGGCUUGCUUCUCCGGAGCCCAGCUCUUCUCUGGGCUCCCCUUUCCUUUUUGACACCUCCUGCUUGGUUGGCAGUGAGGUCUCCCAGGUCUGGGGGAUCCUUGCCACUGCUUCUGCACCCAGCCCUGGCUAAGUGGCCUUGUUCUUAUCAAAGCCGUCGGGAUCUGCAGAUUGCUCAGCUUCUACUCCCACUCUUAACACAGCUGCAAGUGGCUUGAAAAUGUAUGACCAUGCUUCAAUGUCUCCAGUGAUUCCCACUGUGUUGGGAUACAAAGCCCACCUCUCUGCCAUGUGCCCCUGAUGGUCGCUGCCCCAGCUUGUUUGCUUUCUGUAGGGCUUGGGUCUUUGCCAACCCCUCUACCUGGAUUGCUCUCCCUGUAAGACUAAUCAUAGCUGAGGCCUUUGCACUCUGCUCUUUCCACUCACACGUCACCUCAGGGGUGUCCGUGGCCUCUCCUUUCCCAUCUCUCCCAGUACAUUAUGGUCUUUCCUUCCUAGCAUCUGGUGGUAUCUAUGGUAGGCAUGUUUAGCUGCUGGUACGAUCCCUCCUCCACUGAAAUAUGGGCUUCAUGUCUGGCCCCUGUGGGACUGCCAGAGCCUGGUCCUCAGUCAUGUUUAGUUGGGCUAGUGAGUCGACUCUUUUGGUCAAAGGGACAAAAGAUGAGGAGAUGUGGCUUCUAUCAGGACCAGUGUGGAACAGUGAGACCUGUGCGUGGCACUGCUAGGAGGGAUGGGUUCUACCUGCCAGCCUUGGGGCUCCUGGCAGCUGAUAGGACGCUGCCCACUGGGACUUGUGUGCCAACCUUUGGGUACAGAGCCUUAGCUUCACAGGCCCCAAGCCAGGAGCCCCUCCUCAGGUGGGCCAGCAGGGAUGGAUGAAGGCCUGUUGAGGGUUUCUUGCACACUCAGAUCCAAGUCUCAGAGUGGUGGUCCCUCUGCUGGCCUCCCACCCAUACUCUCCUGUUAUCAGAAGUGUGGUAGGUGACAGUGUGGUCACUGGGGUGGGAGGAUGUGGGAGGCCCUGGAUGGGGCCCAUGCCCAAGGAUCUAGCCAAGGCCCCUUCAUUAGGGCCCCAACUGUGACUUUAUUGCUCACAGUCUCUUCCCUGCCCUGGUGGCCCUCAUCCCUCAAACCUGAAUGCGGAAGUCUUGGUCCUGGACUCAAAUCCAUGCCACUCUUCAGCCUGUGCUGUGGGUUCCUAAGCUGAGCAUUUACCUAACAAUCAAGACUUCUGACGGUUCUCAGUCCUACCCCCAAACCCCCUUGAAUUUCUUUUUUAAGGUGGUUUCAGCUAGGAGGGUGAGCGUGGCUUGGGUGAGGGCAGAUAGGGUGGGAGCAUGUGGCAAGUAUGGAUGAGACCUUGACAAAGGGACCCCAGAUGAAAGACAGGGACCCUUUCUCCCUUUGUCCUGGAAACCCAGCUCAGCCCCAGCCCUUGCCCAUGCUGCUGCUGCUGCCUGGUACCUUCCACAAGGCCGGACUCCCCUCCGCAAAGCUGUGGCCUGCACCAGCUUCUCUGCCUCUCCUUCUCUGCCUGCUGAGGGCCCCCUCCCAGCCUGGCUGUCAAUCACAGGAGAAAGGGGUUGGGAUUUUGUGUGUGCCUCUGCCUGAGCAGAGAAUGGCUGAUGCGGCCACCGAGCCUUGACCUGGAGAGCCCCUCUGUCCCUGCUGCCCCCGUCUCCCCUAGCCCAGACUUCUGCCCUUCACGCCCAUCCCUGACCAGCAGCCCCACUCAGCCUGGGCUCUGGGUGUCAGCUGGUUAUGGACAUGCCACCUGAGUCCAGGCCAGGAGCUGGUGGAUGCAUAGGGCUAUUUUAAGCACAGCUUCUUGGCCUGCUCCCCUGGCCCCCAGCCCCCAGCAGCUCAGCUACUGGUCACCUGCCACCGCCUGGAAUGCUGAUUGGCAGUUGGCUGGGGUGGGGGCUGGGAAGACACUGUUAUAAAGCUGGGAGUGUAGGGAAGCAGCCGACCCCAUCCAGAGUCCUCUGUGGUCCCUGCUGCCACCAUGGCCACCCACCGCCUUGUGAUGGUCCGGCACGGCGAGAGCACAUGGAACCAGGAGAACCGUUUCUGUGGCUGGUUCGAUGCAGAGCUGAGUGAAAAGGGGGCCGAGGAGGCCAAGCGGGGAGCCAAGGCCAUCAAGGACGCCAAGAUGGAGUUUGACAUCUGCUACACGUCGGUGCUGAAGCGGGCCAUCCGCACCCUCUGGGCCAUCCUGGAUGGCACGGACCAGAUGUGGCUGCCUGUGGUGCGCACUUGGCGCCUCAACGAGCGGCAUUACGGGGGCCUCACAGGCCUCAACAAGGCAGAAACGGCCGCCAAGCAUGGGGAGGAGCAGGUGAAGAUCUGGAGGCGCUCCUUUGACAUCCCGCCGCCCCCAAUGGACGAGAAGCACCCCUACUACAACUCCAUUAGCAAGGAGCGUCGGUACGCAGGCCUGAAGCCCGGGGAACUGCCCACCUGCGAGAGCCUCAAGGACACCAUUGCCCGGGCCCUGCCCUUCUGGAACGAGGAGAUUGUUCCCCAGAUCAAGGCCGGCAAGCGAGUGCUCAUUGCAGCUCACGGGAACAGCCUGCGGGGCAUUGUCAAGCACCUGGAAGGGAUGUCAGACCAGGCAAUCAUGGAGCUGAACCUGCCCACGGGGAUCCCCAUCGUGUAUGAGCUGAACAAUGAGCUGAAGCCCACCAAGCCUAUGCAGUUCCUGGGUGAUGAGGAAACGGUGCGGAAGGCCAUGGAGGCUGUGGCAGCCCAGGGCAAGGCCAAGUGAUGGGUUGGGCUUGGGCAAUAAAGGCACCUCCUCCCACAGCCUGGACUCCAGCGCAGCCGGGCAUGCCAGGCUCACCCCACCAUCAGCUAUGGGGACUCCAGAACCAGGGGUGCAGCCAUCCACCUUCCCCCACUCCAUGUCUGUCACCAGGGGCAGGAGCCUAGUACCCACCCCUAGACAUCAGGACACUGAGCCAGGGCUGCAACCACUCCAUGAGUUUGCAGUCAGGACAAGCCUGUGGUGACCCUGAAGCUUCAGAGCCACUUAGUAACCUUGCUCUAGAAUUGGCGUGCUUGGGGCCAGUUAGAAGAGGCCAAGUGACCCGGCUCUCCCCAUGGGGAGCAAGGACCACAGCCAGGACAUGGCUUCCCGGACAGCUUCCUACAGAGGGCAGGUGGUCCUCUGCUGUCCUUGCAACCCCCAGGUGGCACUUUGAGCCCUGACUCUUGGGUGGGGACAGGUAAGCCCAGAGGGGGCCUCAAAGCUGGCAACAGCCCAAACUUGGGUCUUCCAUGGGAGUGGAGGGGAAGUUCCCUCUUCAUGGGCGAGGCACCAGGAAGCCCUGGCAAAAAGGGGAGAGGCCUGAGCACAGGAAAGCCGGGAGCAGGGUUGGACUCCAUGCAGCCUUCACCCCAGGCACCAGCAGGUGACGCCUGGAGUCACGCACGUCCGCCUAGCAGCUCUGGGACACAGGAGGGGCCUAAUUCCCUGGAUGCUCGGUGGGCGCCAGAUACCUCACACCACACAGUGGGCCAUCCCAUGUAGGCAGAGGCUCCCUGAAGCUGGGAGCAGGGCAGCCCUUGGCCUCUCCCAGAGGAACUGGAAUGCAGGAAGACUCCGACUUCAGUCCCAUCUUAACAUUUAGCCUCUUCCUGGUGGCUGAUCAUCAUCAGCCGCAGUCUCAGGGUGAGGGUGCUCACACCAGACACAGAGCAGAGGCAGACACCGGGCAGGCGGCAGGGUGCUAUUCCCACAUGGGAGCAUUCAGGCUAUAGCAGGGCAGGUCAGAGCUGCGAGCCUGUGUAGACCAAACUGGGAAUUCGUGGUCCAAAAGCAUAUUUGUUCUUCAGGGACACGGAUGAGGUGGGACAGAAAAUAGGGGAAGACAACAGGCCAAGGCCACUCUGUGUUACGUUUCCUGAAGUCAGAAUCAGUUGAGGCACACACUGGGGCCGGCAGGCAUUGAGUGAGCCGUGUGGAGGAACAUGUGUCUGCUGUUUUCGAAUACCCAGGGUGGAAGCUUGACCAUCCGCAUCCCCACUUCCCAUAGCCCAGGCAGAGGGACAGAGAAACGGAGUGGGGAGCACAGAGCAGGCUCCGACAAGACAACUUCCCUGCUGCCAAACCACCAUGAUCCACUCUGACUUUGGUCACAAACUCCGCUAAAAACAAUUCUCUACGUUCACUGUUCCCAAGGGUCAUUCUAAACAGUGGUGGCCACCACCCCUUAGAAGCAAGAGAAAAA